CACACCUCAAUUGCAUUUACGAGCACUCACAGAAAUGGCGUCUGCUCUCUGGUCCCGUCUGCUGCACAUGUUUAGUUCUUACUGAUUGCAGUGUGCAUCUGAAACAAUAUUUCGCAUUAUUGUUUGACUCGAAUCACAAAACUGUUGUGCAACAUUUGUGUUUUCUGAACAGUCGUUUCUGUCAUUUAUCUUUUUUUCUUGUAUUUAAAUUGGUAUUUAAAAUUUGAUAGAUGGUUAUUACAUCUACUUUAAAUUUUCUUUUACAAUUGUAUUUGUGAAAUUUUGCAUUGAAUUAACUUUUAGUUUGUAUAAGUUUUUCAAAUAUCAAGAUGACGUCAAUGUUCGAUCAGUACGAGCAAGCUUCUCAGCGCUCCAAGCAAGUGCUUGCUCCACCAAUUCGUCCAGAUAUUAGCACAGCGGGCUUUAUUCAAAUGAAGCUGCAAGAUGACGGGCCGAUAUUUACCAAGCAGAAAGUCAACUUCUUACCGUCGGAUAGAAUUCUUCACCUGGUUGUCAGUAGCAAUACAAUUGUAAUUGCUAUGGCCAACAACAUUUUGUUGCGUAUCGAUAUGAAGCAGCCUGAGAAGACUGAAGAAAUUGAUAUAUCCAAAUACGCAUUGAGUAUGAAAAUGUCCGGCUUGUUUCUGGAUCCACUGGGUCAUCAUUUGCUGAUAACUUUGGUGCCCAAACACGGGGAUAAUCCUCCUCCGGAAUUAUACUAUUUACACAGAAAGACAACAAAGCUCAAACAAGCCGGCAAGUUCAAAGGUCAUGAAAUUACUGCUGUGGGUUGGAAUUUUUCGAAUACCUCAGAAACUUCCUCCGGUCCCAUUCUACUCGGGACCUCCAAGGGUUUGAUAUUUGAAACAGAAAUUGGACUGGAAACUGACAAGAUUUUUAACACAAGUCUGGAGCAGUAUUGGCGUCAGGUAUUCGACAUUGGAAAAAAUAGCAAACCUCCAAUAACUGGAAUAGAGUUCCACAAAAUACCGAAUUCUGAUAAAUACAUGAUCAUUGUGACAACUCUCAUGCGCAUUUAUCAGUACAUCGGUGUCGUUAGCAAUCCCGAAGAGAAACCUCUUUUGCAGCAAGUGUUCUAUAGAUAUUUGAAUGCGCAAGAGAGCUUUAGUGAAGUGAUAAGUUCUCUGCCGUAUUCAAAAAUGCAAUUUUAUUAUCCAUCUCUGGGUGCUGUGCCGAAAUCAUUCGGAUGGUUAACGGAAACUGGUAUUUUAUACGCCGAGGUUGAUGCAAAACCAGAUACAAACAACGUGCUGGUAAAUCAGCAGAUGUUAACAUGUCCGGAAAUGAGUCUUAUGAGCAGCAACAUUCCAAAAACGACAUCGACGCCUUUAUCUUUUGUAUUGACGGAAUUUCAUGCAUUGCUGUUAUAUCCAGAUCAUGUAAAAGGCAUGUCGCUCCUAAACCAGGAGUUGAUAUUUGAAGACGUUUAUAAUGAUGCAGUUGGUAAAUUAAUUGGCAUCACCAAAGAUCCCGCAACACGAUCGAUCUGGGCUUAUAGCGAGCGGGCCGUUUUCAAGUAUAAAGUAACAAAAGAAGAUAGGAAUGUUUGGCAGGUGUACGUCGACAAAGGUGAAUUUGAACUGGCUAAGCAAUAUUGUAAAGACAAUCCGGCGCACAUAGACCAAGUGCUUGUAAAACAGGCGGAAAUACUUUUUAAAGAGAAAGAAUACGAGAAGAGCGCGCUAAUAUACGCGGAUACUCACUCGUCCUUCGAGGAAAUAUCAUUGAAGUUUCUACAAGAAUGGCAGAUCGAAGCCUUGAAAACAUUUCUGCGCAAGAAACUCGAUGGCUUGAAGACACAAGAUAAAACACAGAUAACGAUGAUCAUAAUUUGGGUGAUAGAGCUGUUCAUGAACCAAAUGGGAAUUCUGCGGAGCAGUAACACAUCCUAUCUUCACGAUCCGCAAUAUAUAAAACUGCAGAAACAAUUCGACAGUUUUCUCGCCAAUCCCAAAGUCGAGGAAUGCAUCAGAAGAAAUCGCACGACGAUAUACGACUUGAUGGCCAGUCACGGUGAUAAAGACAAUCUGAUACGUUUGACAAUAAUGCACUGCAACUACGAGGAAGUAAUCCGCCAACAUCUGUACAAGAAUAACUACUUGGAGGCGCUUGGAGUGCUCAAGAGCCAGAUCAACCAAGAUCUUUUCUAUCAAUUCGCCGGCAUUCUGCUUCAGGAGUUGCCGCGGCCCACAGUUGCCGCUUUGAUCUCACAGGGAUCGUCAUUGGAGCCAACAAAACUUCUACCGGCUCUGAUUUCAUGCAACAGUGAUGACAAGCACGCGAAAGAGAUUAUUAAAUACCUGGAGUUUUGUGUAUAUAAGCAGGGCUCGCAAGAGCAAGCGAUUCAUAACUUUCUUCUGUCUUUGUACGCACGUUACAAACAAGACGAAGUAAUGCGAUAUAUAAGCUCUCAAGGUCAAGAUGUCAGCAUGGUGCACUACGAUGUGCAUUACGCGUUACGAUUGUGUCAGGAAGUAGGUCUGACGGAAGCCUGCGUGCAAUUGUCGGCUUUGCUCGGUUUAUGGACCACCGCCGUCGAUCUUGCCCUUACGAUUAGCGUGGACCUCGCCAAGCAAAUCGCAGCCAUGCCGUCUGAUCACGAUGACGAGUUGAGAAAGAAACUCUGGUUGAAAAUAGCGGAACAUGUGGUACGAGAAAAAGACGACAUAAAACAAGCAAUGGAAUUUUUGCAACACUGCGAUUUAGUCAGGAUCGAAGAUAUUCUGCCGUUUUUUUCUGAUUUCGUUACGAUUGAUCACUUCAAAGAAGCUAUUUGCAAUUCCUUGCAGGAGUAUAACCAACAUAUUCAGGAUCUUAAGGAAGAAAUGCAGGAAGCCACAAAGGCGGCAGAGUUAAUAAGAAAAGAUAUUCAGGCUUUCAGAACCAGAUGUACCUUUGUGCACGCAAGAGAUACAUGCAACACAUGCGAGGUGCAAUUGCUUUUGAGGCCUUUUUAUGUAUUUCCUUGCGGACAUAAAUUUCACAGCGAUUGUUUGGUGGCGGCAUUAACGCCCAUGUUGUCUAUGGACCAGAGGACAAAGUUGGCGGAUCUUCAGCGACAACUUACUCUCAUUUCGAAUCGACCUGAAGACACUACUUCGAUGACUUCCGUGUCUUUGUCAACGAGAGAUCAAAUCAAGGCCGACAUCGAUGAACUAGUGGCUUCCGAGUGCCUCUAUUGCGGAGAACUUAUGAUAGAGUCGAUAGAUAAGCCAUUCAUUGAGGAGGAGGAUUACGAACGCGUGAUGAAAGAGUGGACGUGAUAAAAUUUCCGCGGAACAUAUGUAAUAG
Messenger RNA from Pseudomyrmex gracilis, 3312 nucleotides. RefSeq names its product vacuolar protein sorting-associated protein 18 homolog (gene dor). The record is from RefSeq and is a predicted model, not a curated record. Gene Ontology annotation, molecular function: protein-macromolecule adaptor activity. Gene Ontology annotation, cellular component: endosome; HOPS complex. The coding region runs from base 330 to 3284 and encodes 984 amino acids. Gene Ontology annotation, biological process: intracellular protein transport; organelle fusion; lysosome organization. Lineage: Eukaryota; Metazoa; Arthropoda; Insecta; Hymenoptera; Formicidae. The transcript has 17 exons.